AGGGAUAGGGAGCACUCCGUCCGAAGCCAAGAUGGACAAUCGGACACUUCAACUCAUUCUGUUUUGCGCUCUGGCCUUGCCAGGUGCUCUGGGUGUAAACAUGGAGGAACAGCUGAUCAAGCUUCUUUUCACGGACAGAAAUUAUAACAGUAAACAGCGCCCGGUGGUGUCGAAGAAUGACACGGUGACCAUCUACCUGGCUUUGACACUUUCCAAUCUGAUCUCUCUGAAAGAAGCCGAUGAAACUCUCACGACCAACGCCUGGCUUGAGCAUAGCUGGAACGAUCAUCGGCUGCAAUGGAACAUGACGGACUAUGGAGGGAUCGAAGUGCUCCGUCUCCGGCCGGAGAUGCUCUGGCUGCCGGAAAUCGUUCUGGAGAACAACAACGAUGGAAACUUUGAGAUCACGUACAACGCCAAUAUAUUGGUCUAUGCUAACGGAGACGUCUACUGGCUGCCUCCUUCCAUCUUCCGCACUGCCUGCCCUAUCAAUGUCAAUUACUUCCCCUUUGACUGGCAGAAUUGUAGCCUGAGGUUCUGCUCCCUGAUGUACAACGCCAAUGAGAUCGACCUGCAGAUCAUCUCCAAAGUAGAUGAAGAGACCAAGCGCAAUUAUCUGGUGGAAUGGAUCAUCAUCGACCCCGAAAGUUUCACAAGCAAUGGUGAAUGGGAGAUUAUUCACCGACCGGCUCGCAAAAACAUCAAUUCGCUUGUCCCUCGAGACAGCAACAAACACCAGGACAUCACCUUCUACCUCAUCAUUAAGCGCAAACCUCUCUUUUAUAUCAUCAACAUCGUCACUCCCUGCAUCCUGAUCGCCUUCAUGAUCAUCCUCGUCUUCUACUUGCCGGCUGACAGUGGAGAGAAGAUGACUUUAGCUAUCUCUAUCCUCUUGGCUCAGUCGGUCUUUCUGCUGCUGAUCUCUCAGCGUCUCCCAGCCACCUCCUUCGCCAUUCCGCUCAUUGGCAAGUACCUGCUCUUCGUCAUGCUUCUGGUGACCGCAGUGGUGGUAGCAUGCACCGUGGAACUCAACAUACAUUUUCGGACCCCCAGCACCCACGUCUUGUCUGAAUGGACGAAAGAGUUCUUCCUUGACACCCUUCCUCGCCUCCUGCGCAUGUCCAAGCCAGCGGAGAGCGACCCCACGCCGCAGGAUGGCUUCCUGAUCCGGCGUACUAGCUCGGUCGGUUACAUCGUCAAAGCGGAGGAAUAUUUCACCAUUAAAUCCCGCAGCGAGCUCAUGUUUGAGAAGCAGUCAGAAAGGCAUGGCUUAACGAGCCGGAUUACCCCUGCACGACCAAACCCGUACGGGGCAGGCGAUCUGCAGGACCAGCUGUACAAUGAGAUCAAGCCAGCCAUCGCUGGAGCCAACUUCAUUGUGAAGCACAUGCAGGAGAAGAACAGCUAUAAUGAGGAAAAGGACAACUGGAAUCGCGUGGCUCGGACUGUGGACCGCCUCUGCCUCUUCUUAGUCACUCCCAUUCUGAGCCUUGGGACCUUAUGGAUCUUCUUGGUGGGAAUCUACAAUCACCCUCCUCCUCUGCCCUUUGAGGGUGACCCUUACGACUACAGUGAGAAAAACCCACACUAUAUCUAAAGCCAAGGGGGGGCUGCCCUGCUCAGAGCAUAUAUAGAAUAACAGAGUUGGAAGGGACCUUAGAGGUCUUCUAGUCCAACCCCUUGCAUAGGCAGCAGCACUGCUGAUCAGAACAUCUAUCACAGCUGCCAGAUUUGGUGGAUCGCGACGAGAGAUCGUACAGGCCCUUGCUGUAGCUCCCUCACCCGAAAUAUCCAGGGAGUUGUGAUCCCUUAAGUUAUUUCUUUUAAUUUUUGUUGUCAUUUUAUUCCAGAGAUUUUCAAACUUGGCAGCUUUAAGACUUGUGGACUUCAACUCCCAGACUUCUAUGCCGCCCAGGGAAUGCUGGGAGUUGAAGUCCACAAGUCUUAAAGCUGCCAAUUUUGAAGGCCUCUGGUUUUAUUCUUUAGGUUUCUUAGUCUUAGAUACCUUGAGACGUUUGGACUUCAACUCCCAGAAUUCUAUGCCGCCCUGGGAAUGCUGGGAGUUGAAGUCCACAAGUCUUAAAGCUGCCAAUUUUGAAGGCCUCUGGUUUUAUUCUUUAGGUUUCUUAGCCUUAGAUACCUUGAGACGUUUGGACUUCAACUCCCAGAAUUCUAUGCCGCCCGGGGAAUGCUGGGAGUUGAAGUCCACAAGUCUUAAAGCUGCCAAUUUUGAAGGCCUCUGGUUUUAUUCUUUAGGUUUCUUAGUCUUAGAUACCUUGAGACGUUUGGACUUCAACUCCCAGAAUUCUAUGCCGCCCUGGGAAUGCUGGGAGUUGGUCCACAAGUCUUAAAGCUGCCAAUUUUGAAGGCCUCUGGUUUUAUUCCUUAGGUUUCUUAGCCUUAGAUACCUUGAGACGUUUGGACUUCAACUCCCAGAAUUCUAUGCCGCCCGGGGAAUGCUGGGAGUUGAAGCCCACAAGUCUUAAAGCUGCCAAUUUUGAAGGCCUCUGGUUUUAUUCUUUAGGUUUCUUAGCCUUAGAUACCUUGAGACGUUUGGACUUCAACUCCCAGAAUUCUCUGCUGCCUGGGGAAUGCU
Molecule: messenger RNA, 2596 nt
Organism: Ahaetulla prasina
Lineage: Eukaryota; Metazoa; Chordata; Lepidosauria; Squamata; Colubridae
Gene: CHRND
Product: cholinergic receptor nicotinic delta subunit
Exons: 12
Coding region: 32-1597 (521 amino acids)
Biological process (GO): signal transduction; nervous system process; monoatomic ion transmembrane transport
Cellular component (GO): postsynaptic membrane; neuron projection; synapse
Molecular function (GO): transmembrane signaling receptor activity; acetylcholine-gated monoatomic cation-selective channel activity
Source: RefSeq, a predicted model, not a curated record